AAUUUCCUGUCAGCGUUGAGCUGCUGCAGUGUGAGCAGACACCGCCGCAACAUCAGCCAAGGGCUGUCGCUGCGGUGAGAUCCUCCUCCGGGGUGCUAGCAGCGGUGACGGCGCACUCUGGAUCCACCUGCCGCUGGAUGAAGCUCCUUCCUUGUGCUCCUCGAUCUGAAGGCCCGCUUGUAGAUGGAUGGAUAGCUAACCCGGUGGAGGGUGGUGACCUGCCCUUUGCUGCCUCUCUGCGGUCUGAUCGCGGGCAGACGUGGACGGGUUGAGGACCGGAAUGGUGAAUUAAAAUAUUUCUUCUUAACUGAUCGGAGGACUGAUCGUGUUUCCCACUCGUCUAUGGGAUGAUUUUUAUUUUCUUUUUAUUGGUGGUGGAAGCUGAACUACAUGUCUGAUCGGAGCGGGAGCGGGAGGAGAAUGCAACGCGGUGGGUGUGUGGCGGCAGGUGGAUGGCCAACCUGACCGUCUCAGCCGCCGUCCCCCCCCCCCCAAUUCAGAUCGGCUGGCAGCAGCCGCCGCCUCAGCGCUGGCUAUUCACGGAUCAGUGAAAAGGACGAAAAUAACCCAGACUUGAAUCGGAGUAAAAUAAACAGUUAAAGGCAGAGCCAUGCUUCCAGGGGUCGGGGUUUUCGGCACCAGCCUGACCGCCCGGGUGAUCAUCCCGCUGCUGAAGAACGAAGGCUUCGCGGUGAAGGCGCUGUGGGGCCGGACGCAGGAGGAGGCGGAGGAGCUGGCCAAGGAGAUGAACGUGCCCUUCUACACCAACCGGAUCGACGACGUGCUGCUGCAUCAGGACGUGGAUCUGGUGUGCAUCAACCUGCCGCCGCCUCUGACGCGGCAGAUCGCUGUCAAAACGCUGGGUAUUGGCAAGAACGUCAUAUGUGAUAGGACUGCCACUCCUCUGGAUGCCUUCCGAAUGAUGUCAGCUGCUCAGUACUACCCAAAGCUGCUCAGCAUUAUGGGAAAUGUGCUGCGUUUCUUGCCGGCCUUUGUUCGAAUGAAGGAACUUCUGGAGGAAGGGUACAUCGGAGAACUUCUGGUCUGUGAGGCCCAGGUCCACAGUGGCAGUCUCUUGGGGAAGAAAUACAACUGGAGCUGUGACGACCUGAUGGGAGGCGGUGGACUGCAUUCGGUGGGCAGCUACAUCAUUGACCUCCUCACAUUUCUAACAGGUCAGCGGGCGGUCAAGGUGCACGGCUUCCUGAAGACUUUCGUCAAACAGACGGACCACAUCCGGGGCAUCCGUCAGAUAACCAGUGACGACUUCUGCACGUUCCAGAUGGUGUUAGAAGGAGGCGCUUGCUGCACUGUCACCCUCAACUUCAACGUCCCUGGAGAGUUUCGCCAGGAAGUGAUUGUCGUGGGAACCGUCGGGAGGUUAAUGGUCACGGGCAUGGACCUGUACGGACAGAAGAACAGUGGCGGGGGGGGGAGUGAUGGCGGUCCUGAACUCCUGCUCAAAGACACCACUCCUCUUGAGAAGGCCUCCUUGCCAGAAAAGGCCUUUAGUGACAUUCCAUCCCCGUACCUCACCGGGACAAUCCGCAUGAUCCAGGCUGUGCGGCAGGCCUUCCAAGACCAGGAUGACCGUCGGACCUGGGAUGGAAGGCCCUUGACGAUGGCUGCCACUUUUGAGGACUGCCUAUAUGCUCUUUGCGUGGUGGAUACAAUCAAGAAGUCUAACCAGUGUGGAGAAUGGCAGAACAUUGUGGUCAUGAAGGAGGAGCCGGAAGUCAGCCCUGCCUAUUUGAUCAGUGAGGCCAUGCGAAGCAGUAGGAUGUCACUCUACUGUUAACAUCUGGCUGAUGUACAGCUGUGGAGGACCGUGGCCUUGGUCAAGUUCAAAGCACUUUCAUAGAACUGCUGGAUUUAAUUUAUCUCAGCUCUAGUUUUAUUUAAAUGUGCGCUGUUACUGUUACAGAGACUUUAUACCAAUGUGAUGCAGAUAUCUGUGGUGUUGUUGCCUCAGCAACAGGGGGGAGAGCUAGGUUCUUAACAAUCAAAUCUGUAUUUCUAAGAAAGCCCCAUCUGUUCUUUCUUUUACAUUUGAUAAGGGACUCGAGUCCUUCUGCUAGUUGUAUUUGUAAACCAGACUAAUUCACAAAAGAAUGACAUUGGAAGCGUAUCGGGAAAUGAAACUACUUGCUGGUUAGCUGGUCAGUCAGUAAUGACAGCCUGUCAGAAACCUGCUUCUGAUCAUUCCGUUCAACAAGCUCACACUUCUGUGUCCUCAUGCUUAUUAAACAUCCUGCUGGCUGCUUUAUCAAACAAGUAUUGUUCAUCCUUUCCCUGCAUUCUUUCAACGACUUCAUGACUAGGAGUGGAAACACAAUACCUUACACUGUGGGUCCGAACAAGGACAGCCAAGGAAGAAUGAAAUCGUUGCUGUACUCUGAAGUCCUUGCUAGUUUUACCAAGUCAACAUUUGAAAAGUCAAUGCGCUUGACAGUCUCCAUCUGUUUACUGUGUAUUCUGCCGUUUGUGUGUGAAACAACAGAAAAAAAAUAAUAAUACAUUGGCUGGUGGGUAAUUCAGAGGCUUUAACAUUCUGGUUAAUGUAUGCAAUAUAAAACGGCUGCAGCCUUAAAUAAAGGGUUAGAUCACACCUUAUACAUUUUAUGCCUUUAUGCAGUUGGCUGUGCAUUAGCCUUUUAUUUCUGUACGGGUGAUCAGUAGUGAUACUUGGAUGUUUCCCUAAUUUAUUGCUUUUACUUUCUGUUCAUGGGUGUAGUACGUUGCUAAUGCUAAGCUAACCUUAACUGUUGCUGCAAGUAAAUAUAAUCCUGUUCAACAUGCGUAAAAAUACAGUAAAAAUCAUAAACAAAUACAUGAGGGUCUAGUUGGUACGGUUGGGGAUAGUCUGUGCUUUUCACUGUCAUUAGGUCCUAUGUAGCCAUAAUGGCUAACAGUGUUAAUUUUUGUAUCAAUUUCAGACUGUCCCACUCUGAACUCUAUCGCUAACGAUGAUUUAGAAGCGGUUUACGUUUCCGAGAUGUCAGAGAGGCUUAAUCUGUGUUUUACCUUGAACAAAGUUAGCCAUUUUUUUAUUACCUUACUGCUCUUGCUCUUUUGCUGUAUUUCAUUUGUACUUGGAAGUCAGAAUUUCUGAAUUCCAAGUUCAAGAAAUCAACUAGGGUGCUCCCUAAGUCAGAACUUUGACUGAACAUUUUGUAGAUUUCUAAGCCAAUGCUAAGCUUAAAAUCCAAAAUGGCUGCCAGUUGUAUAGCCGUUGAAAUAAACUAUUAAUUUGCAGUGCUGAUACUUUGUAUCUUAAUAAAUCAGUCAUGGACUCAGUUCUGCUAAACCUUAAAGAAAGAAAGUGUUGCUAUUGUCUUUAAAUUCAUAAAAUACCGAGAAAUAUAUUUUUUGCUAAUAUUGCUAACAGCAGUUAGCAGUACUCACCAAAAUCUCAAACAUUUUCAAAACUGCAACAAACGCAUUUAAAAUUGAAGUGAUUAUUCACAAGUCAAAGUUUUCUCUCAAACGCAAAUUGAACAUAUUAACAUUGCUUGAAGCAAAUGGCAGCCAUUUUGGUGAACAAACCACUGGCACAGCGUAAUGGUAAAAGUGUAGCUGGCUAAUAGCGGAGUAUUUUAUGGCUAAAAUAAUCACUCGUAUUAAAAAUAUGGU
Gambusia affinis (western mosquitofish) is the source of this 3633-nucleotide messenger RNA. It is a transcript of the gene gfod1, whose product is annotated as glucose-fructose oxidoreductase domain containing 1. The transcript has 3 exons. Bases 611 to 1798 code for a protein of 395 amino acids. Gene Ontology annotation, molecular function: nucleotide binding. The record is from RefSeq and is a predicted model, not a curated record. Lineage: Eukaryota; Metazoa; Chordata; Actinopteri; Cyprinodontiformes; Poeciliidae.